UUUCGAACAAAGUAGGCUCUUGCCUUCUCUGCACUUGAAAUCUGCCGUGGUUCAUGAUCAGAGGUAGAAACGCAGUCAUUGCAAUAACGCUCGAUUUGAUCGUUAACUUCCUAUACCACAAUGCGAUAGCAUACGAAAUAUGAUAAGGGUUAGACGUUCUUCAUUUACAAGUCCACUUGUCGAGCUAGCUAUUAGCCAUUGGCUAACCAACUUCUGCUUUUGCUGGCUCAUGUGCCGACUGUGUGGUGUUUAAGUAGGCUGUCUAGUUUAAGUAGGCUGUCUUCGUCAACUUACCCGGGGACCCUAAUGUUUUGUAGGCCUAUACAGAGUUAGGUGUAAUAUCCACUUACGGUACAAUAAGGUAGGCUACGGGUUUUCUACAUCUGGUAGUUUUCUGUCACUGUCGCGACAUUCUCCGAGGUGACUGGAAGAGAAAGGUAACUUAGCUAGCUAGACUACAUAGCUCGCUAAUGAAUUGCACUAACCUCCAACAAUUAACGUGAAGCCUUUGCCAUGAACCUCCUUUAAUUGCAAUACACUACUACUGGAACUAGAUAUACCUUAGUAACGUUUACGUCUACAUUUUUUUUGACGUGACUGACAGCCAUAGUGUGGUCUGCUUUUGACAGUUGAGUUAGCUUAUGAAUGCAAGGUCUUGUUCUACUGGAGUUAAAGGCAGCCUAUCCCACGUUCACUGUAAAUUCACUCUUACAACAUGAGCGGAGACAACGAAUUGUCUGAUGGCGACAAACAUUAUUUUGAAGUAGCAAAAGAUUCUGAGAAAGACCCGCAGAUUCAAUUCAUAGGUGGACCACUGCCUUUAAAUGACAUUAACGUAAGCGCUGACAAGAGGCAGCCAGCCACACGUUUGUACAAGAAACGCUGGCUUAUAGUGCUUCUAUUUAGCUCUUACUCUCUCUGCAACUCGUACCAAUGGAUCCAGUACGGAAUUAUCAACAAUAUCUUCAUGAAGUUCUAUGGAGUCGAUACAUUCACCAUAGACUGGAUGUCUAUGAUCUUCAUGCUGACUUACAUACCCUUUAUAUUCCCGGUUACCUGGCUACUCGACAAGAAGGGGCUGAGGGUUAUUGCGCUGAUAGCCACGGCUAUGAACUGCGUCGGGACAUGGAUCAAGGUGGCUAGCGCACGACCAGACCUGUUCGCGGUGACCUUUUUGGGUCAGUUCUGCUCAUCUUUUGCGCAAGUGUUCAUUUUAGGAAUGCCUUCGCGAAUAGCAUCGGUGUGGUUCAGCUCAGAGGAGGUUUCAACGGCCUGCUCAAUUGGAGUAUUCGGAAACCAGCUUGGCAUUGCCAUUGGCUUCCUGGUGCCCCCUAUCCUGGUGCCAAAUGUGGAAGACAUGGACGAGUUGGCACACCACAUUCGCGUGAUGUUCUACAUAACCGCUGGUGUGGCUACCGUGCUCUUUGUUCUCGUUGUCAUUGUCUUCCAGGAGCAGCCCGAGAUUCCACCCACCCAGUCCCAGGUCACGGCCAGAAGCAUUCCGCCGGAGGAGUACUCCUACAUGGCCUCCAUCAAGAGGCUCCUCUGCAACAAGCCAUUCAUCCUCCUGAUCAUCAGCUAUGGCCUCAAUGUGGGCUGCUUCUAUGCUGUCGGCACGCUGCUCAACCGCAUGAUCAUUGAGUACUAUCCAGGUGAAGAAGUGAAUGCUGGCAGAAUUGGGCUUACCAUUGUUAUCGCAGGAAUGGUUGGCUCCUUGAUCUGUGGAAUAUGGCUUGAUCGGACCAAAACCUACAAACAGACCACGUUGGCGGUGUACCUGAUGUCCUUCCUCGGGAUGAUUGUGUUCGCGUUCACGCUUGACUUGGGGCACUUGUGGGUUGUCUUCAUCACCGCUGGAGCAUUAGGGUUUUUCAUGACCGGCUACCUGCCACUGGGCUUUGAGUUUGCUGUGGAACUCACCUAUCCAGAGUCGGAGGGCACAUCGUCAGGGCUGCUCAACUGCUCUGCUCAGGUUUUUGGCAUCAUCUUCAUCAUCUGCCAGGGAAAGAUCAUCGAUUCCUUCGGCAUUCUGCCCGGCAACAUUUUCCUCUGCGUUUUCUUGCUCAUCGGCACAAUCAUGACUGGCGUUAUCAAAUCAGACCUGCGGAGACAGAAGGCAAAUAAAUUGGCCAAGGAAGCUGCGGAGAAGGAAUGUCUCCAGGGAACGGACUACGGUGCCACGGCUCUGAUCACCCCUUCACCGCUCUGAUCAUUAAACCCCCUCACCCCCUCCCCCCAUUUCCCCCUCCCCCCAUUUCCCCCACCCCCCUUUUUUCCCUUUGAACGCCCCCCUUGUCCCUCAAAUCUCCACAUCCACCCGCCAUACCCAAGGAAAACCAGAACGGAACGCUUCAGUCCUCUGCCAUCUUGGCUGAAGCCAGGCUGUAGAAAGGAUGUGGCAGAGUCCUUCUGUUGUACUGAGGGAAGACCACAUGUGUGCACUAAAAAAGAUUUAAGGCUUUGAAAAUCAUCUCACAGCACAAAAAAAGAAGUCCUCCAACGGCGGGACUUUUUUUUCUGUUUAAUGUUUUUACCAUCAUUGCAGUAUUAGCAUUAUAAAAACUGUUCACUUGAUUGUUUCGUAGAUUUUUCUCUUUUUUUCAGGUAAUGAAUGUUUGUAAAUUCUAAAUGUCUAGUGCCUAGUGUUCCGUUCAAAAAAUAUUUGUUUGUAGAGAUGCGUGUUGUUUUUCUAAACUAUGUGCACAAACAACAGCCAUGGAAACCUUUUGUCUGGUUCUUAUCAAUAGAACUGGAAACUUCUUUAUCUUCAUGUUUAAGGGGUGUAGGUUUUUUAUAUAUAAUUUUUGAGAGAGAUGUACGUGUUCCUUUUAGACUGAAGCUCAAAGAAAAUAUAAUUGUGUCUUACAAUGGAGGUCAGUCACUGUAUUGGUUCCGUAAAGCACAUGACAUUGAUCAUUUUUAUACCACCUCUGUGAAGUGAUUUUAAACAUGCCACAAGUGUAUGACAAUAAUUAAGAAGUCAACUUUUUUGUAUUUGAAGUGCUUUUUUGUAAUUUUACAUUUACUCAUUUUUAUCUGUAUGGACAGGAAAAAACAAUGUGUAAUAAAUAAGGAA
Molecule: messenger RNA, 3076 nt
Organism: Sardina pilchardus (European sardine)
Lineage: Eukaryota; Metazoa; Chordata; Actinopteri; Clupeiformes; Clupeidae
Product: heme transporter FLVCR2-like
Exons: 11
Coding region: 716-2209 (497 amino acids)
Biological process (GO): transmembrane transport; heme export
Cellular component (GO): membrane
Molecular function (GO): heme transmembrane transporter activity; heme binding
Source: RefSeq, a predicted model, not a curated record